Messenger RNA from Hippoglossus stenolepis (Pacific halibut), 2396 nucleotides. RefSeq names its product microfibril associated protein 3 like (gene mfap3l). The record is from RefSeq and is a predicted model, not a curated record. Lineage: Eukaryota; Metazoa; Chordata; Actinopteri; Pleuronectiformes; Pleuronectidae.
AUGACAAGUCUCUUCCCCAUCGAACACUCUGAGAAAAUGCACUGGAGCGGCGCAGACGUGUUUGUGGUCCUGGUGUCCCUUAUCGCCUCUCACACCACCGGGGCCUUAUCUGUGGACGUGGAUGGAAACGGCACAGAGACCAGCAAUGGGACAGAUGGCGGAUUUGUCCCAGUGGCGUUCACUAAAGUGAGCCAGAUAAUUGCCCGGGAGGGGAGCUGUGUGCAGAUUGAUUGUAACAUCACCGGAGAGCCGUUCCCCAGAGUUCUGUGGUUCAACUCCCAUGGCGUCCGUCUGGACACGGAGAUGAGUGGUGGGAAGUGGUGGCUGUUGGACAAUGGCGUCCUCAACAUCACCAACAUCGAGUUUGCAGACCGUGGAAAGUACACUUGCAUGGCGUCCAACGUGUACAGCAGCUCCAACUGCACGGUGACACUGCGUGUGGUAAUUACCAAUGGUGACAUGGGUGUGUACUACAUGGUGGUGUGUCUGGUCACCUUCACCAUCAUCAUGGCCCUGAACAUCACUCGCCUCUGCAUGAUGAGCAGCCACCUAAAGAAGACAGAGAAAGCCAUCAAUGAGUUCUUCCGCACCGAGGGCGCCGAGAAGCUGCAGAAAGCCUUUGAGAUCGCCAAGAGGAUCCCGAUCAUCACCUCGACCAAGACGCUGGAGCUGGCCAAGGUGACGCAGUUCAAGACCAUGGAGUUUGCGCGGUACAUCGAGGAGCUUGCUCGCAGCAUCCCGUUGCCCCCGCUCAUCAUGAAUUGCCGCACCUUCAUGGAGGAGAUCCUUGAGGUGGUGGGCGUGGAGGAGAUGAGGCACACUUUUCUCAGACAAGGACCGGAGGGGCGACGGGAGGUAACGGGCAUAGUCGCCUCCAUAGGGGGGAGAGAUGUCUUCACCAUCCUGCAGGAGAGGGAGAGGGAGAGAGAGCGAGGGGAACGCAGCGAAUCCCCCGCCGCUGACUCGGACAACUCUUCAGUCCAGGAGCAGCCGCAGCACAUAGCCAUCCAGGUGUCGGUCCACCCGCAGCUCGCCGCCGAAGGUUACUGCAGCAUUGAAGCACCACCACAGCCAGAGGCCACACCCUCCUCACCUCCCCCCUGCUCCGACACACCGCCCGAUCCUCUUAACCCUGAGGAGCAGCCUCAGCCUCAAGCUCAGCCCGAGGCUCAGGCGGAGGCUGAGGGCGAGCAGAGCGCUGAACAGGCCUUGCCCGAACCAACGGCAAAUAUGACCGCUCCCUGCCAGGUGUUUUACGAGAGCCAUGUGUGACGAACCCCGGAGGAGCAACGAGUUACCCUGCUAUGCAUUUUCACUUGAAGACAAGAAAAGGUCCACAAGCAUUUUUAAUUUCACAUUUUGGAGAAAAACAAUCAUUUUUAAUUUAUCUUUUCUGAAUGGAACAAUCUAUGAAAACCUUUGUAGGCUGUUCUACUGAAAAUAAACCACAAGGUUAUCAGACUCAUGGGUUUUUCUCACUCUGGUCCUUUCAUGCUUGAAUGUACAUGGGAGGGGGAAUCAAUGUUCCUAUUAAUGUAAUAAGCAGAGAAUUGUAAAGGAAUACUUCCUGUGUUGAGAUUUUCAUAGCUCAGAUUAUUAUUUAAACACUUCAGUCUCGAGGGGAAUGAUUUUUUUAGUUUCUUAUAGUGCUAGGCAUUUUAAGACUAACUCCAGAAAUCUGCCUCAAGCUGCUCUGCGUGACGUUAUUUCCAAACCCUCCAAAGUUCAGCUUCCUUCAUGUGUUAAACAACUCGCAUCCAGCCACUGUCGCAGCCGAGCCGAUGUUAUUGUAAAAUGUCCCACUCACCUAUAGAUGCAUGCUGGACAGAAACACAAGAUUUGAAAGUUUGGUCACAAUUUCAUGAUUGUACGGCCUACUGUGUUUCUAUAAGUUACAAGUAAGCCAGGCUAAACCUCUUGAGUGUACAGUGUAUUUCAGCAUCGGGUCACACACCCCUCUGAUAAUGAGUCUCUGUUUCCUUUGAAAUAUUUUGAUUACAGUAUUAGAUUGUUACCCAUUGUGGUGUGAUUUUUGUUCCUGGGCUAGUUUAAGUGGUUUUUAAAGAAGUCGUCUUGUCUUCUCUCUCCUCAGUAGAGACGAGCGGAUUGUUUUCCUCUGUCAUGUGCUGUUUGAGAUUUUUCAUUUGACUUCUGACCUGCUCUCCGCAUCGUCUUGCUUCUGCAGAGGCUUUAACAGUACAGUUGCAUGUGAACGUGGACAGUGGAGAUGUUUCACAUCUUUCUCUGGGGCUAAGAUACAAGGACUUCUUUUUCUUUGCUUGGCUGAAAGUCCAGUCCAUUAUAGAGAUGAACUGGACUCUGUUCUUUUACUGGUGCUCUCGAGAUGCCUCUUUUUUUUUUGUAGUGGAAUAAAAUGGAAGUGCUGUGUUUAAAAA